Molecule: messenger RNA, 985 nt
Organism: Bombyx mandarina (wild silkworm)
Lineage: Eukaryota; Metazoa; Arthropoda; Insecta; Lepidoptera; Bombycidae
Product: histone-lysine N-methyltransferase EHMT1-like
Source: RefSeq, a predicted model, not a curated record
ACAAAAAUUAAUAAAAACAUAUGUAGAUUUUUUUAAAUUGGACGUAUUGUUAUUUUUAUCCUAGUCGAAAUUAUAAAACGAAACGUUUUGACUGUCCGUUUGCCAAUGAGCAGUGAUCAAUUUUUUUUGUUUGUUUUUUAUUGUUUACCUACUAGACUAGAUGAUGAAUUGCCUCCAAAACGCUUUAAAAACUUUCAUUUAUAAUUCUAAGUGUGUGUAUAAUUAAAGAGCUACAGUGACAUAAAAUGAAUUCUAAGCUGCCCCUGAUGUGUUCCGAAGCAGAGAAAGCUCAGUUGUUUGAAGCUAUCGACAACAAUAAUGUAGAAAAAGCUGACGUACUUCUAUCUUCAACUGUGGACGUUAACGUACGGAGUCUCGAAGUGAAGAAUCGUACUGCGCUGCACCUGGCAGCCCACGCGGGGCGCUACGACCUAGUCGCUCUGCUAGUCGACAAACACAAAGCAGACGUCAACAUCGAAGACAGCGAAGGCGACAUCCCCUUGCAGCUAGCCACAGAUCGCCAUCACAUGAAGAUAGUCAAGUUCCUCCUAAGCAGAAACUCCAAAGGGCGUGAGUACGCGGCGCAUUUCCUAAACACUGACGAAGUAGAGGAAUUCUUCCAAGCGGCCAAAGCGAAUGACAUCCAGAGAGUGACGGAGCUACUCGACAGUGGUGUGGAUGUCAAUUCGGUAGAUUUGUCUGAUCUACACCGAUCCGCGUUGCAUGUUGCAGCUCGGGAAGGUCAUUAUGAUCUAGUGCAACUUCUCCUGGAGCGUGGUGCUGAUAUGCAAUACGAAGACGACACUGAUGAGUGCGCCUACCACAUAGCCCUUAAUAACGACCACGACAAUAUAGGCAGUUUGCUCUUAAAAACAGGGUAUAUUCCCGACCCGCGCGACGACUCCAGUGUAAGCAGUGACACUAAUGAAAGUGUAAGCUUAAGCUUUCUUUUUAACUAAAUACUUUUCAUUAAGAAAUUUAAUAU